Molecule: messenger RNA, 1566 nt
Organism: Aspergillus versicolor CBS 583.65
Lineage: Eukaryota; Fungi; Ascomycota; Eurotiomycetes; Eurotiales; Aspergillaceae
Exons: 2
Coding region: 371-1336 (321 amino acids)
Source: RefSeq, a predicted model, not a curated record
ACCAUUUGGCUGGCUCGGCCUCUGAUAUGCCCAAGCUCUCAUUUCCACAGGCGCAUUUGGAGGGCCAAAGGCCGAGUGAUCAACAUGAGACCCACGGCAAACCACCGUUGAAUUAUACCUCACCAUAAGCCAGGCCUCCCUGAAAUCAUACGUUCCUGGCAGUUUUUCAGGGUCUGACGGCUCUGAUUGGUGUUCUGGCCAGGUUCUAUUACAGAAUGAUCCAAGGUCGUCUAAGCCUCUUGCCAGUUCCCAUUUCACUAAAAAGGUUAUGACACUGCUGCGAUUGGGGGCCAGAUUAAGAUAUAAACCAGUCCUCACCUUUCUCAACUGAUUCCUUUCGUCCUCGGCUUCAAUCACCACAUAAUCUAUAAUGGCUUCUCGUUCAUCACUCCUCGCGCUGCUUGCAGCAGCUUUCCUGUGUCUGGGGUUGUGCGCUGCACAUAGCGACCCUACGCCGAGAGACUUACCCUCCGUAUCAUCUCCCUCUCUCAACGAGGCACUUGAAACAGUGCAGCUGUGGAAGCGCAAGGUACGGGACCAUGAUAGCACCAGGCGAUGCGCCUCUCGAAAAUCGAAGACCAUCCACAACAAGGGCGGCUACGGCAGCUACUACGCCUACGAGCAGGGCAGUAAAAAGAGCACCGCAGGUGGCACAACCCCCGAUGGCUCCGGCACAGCGCCCCGCUUCGAUAACAGCACCGGCACCUUCGUCACUCUCGCCGAUAACGCCGCCGCCAACAACAUCGCAACCGACCAGCAAAAGUACCUCAGCUACCUCGGCGGCGCCGCCGUGCCCUUCAAAUCCGGCAACAAGUCGCCCAACGGCGUCACAGCCAAAAAGCUCGACAACCUCGGCUUCAACACCGUCGACGAGAACGGCGUCAAGAACGGCGACUGCGCCGUCCCCAGCACUGCAUACGGAUACCAGUACGAAUCCAAGUACAGGCUUUCCACAGGAAAUGUCCCGGUCUACUGUCUUUGCGAUCCGUAUAGCCUGUGCGGCUGCGACGACCACCACGCCAAUUCCAGCUUUGUCCCGGCCAUGCUCUCGUAUGUUGGUAUGGGCGCUGAGGCGCAGAAUAUCUCCAAGGCUUGCACUAUCUCGCUUGAUGGCGCCACUACCAUUCUUGUUGAUGGCGGGUUGUCGAAUGGUUCGACCAAAGCUGACGCUGCUGCCCCGGCUGUUCGCACUCGCAAGAACACAUGCGGUACCCGCGCCUGGGGUACUGGGAAUACUGACGACGCUGACGAUACUGGCGCUGCGGCGACUCUGUCUGUGAGCAGCUGGCUUGUUAAAGCUGUUGUUUUUGGGGUGGCUUCGCUUAUCUGGUUAUGAGCUAGUCGAGUUAUAAUGGUUGUAUAGUACGGAUAAUUAUAAUGAAUAGAUUUCUCACGUUAAACAUCGGGUCCAAGGACACGUAGGGGUAUAGCGUCCAGAAUACAAGGAAUCCUCUAGAUGCAGAUGGGAGAGGGCAUACUAUAGGAUAAAGCCGUUCUCGUCGUAAACGUCCUAAUCAUGGUAUGCCGCCCUCACAUGCUCCCUUUCAAACCCACCCUGAUAUAGUC